Messenger RNA from Trematosphaeria pertusa, 1626 nucleotides. Its product is annotated as Methylmalonate-semialdehyde dehydrogenase. Lineage: Eukaryota; Fungi; Ascomycota; Dothideomycetes; Pleosporales; Trematosphaeriaceae. Gene Ontology annotation, biological process: L-valine catabolic process; thymine catabolic process. Gene Ontology annotation, molecular function: methylmalonate-semialdehyde dehydrogenase (acylating, NAD+) activity; malonate-semialdehyde dehydrogenase (acetylating, [NAD(P)+]) activity. The transcript is spliced from 4 exons. Gene Ontology annotation, cellular component: mitochondrion. Bases 1 to 1626 code for a protein of 541 amino acids. The record is from RefSeq and is a predicted model, not a curated record.
AUGUCGUCGCCAUACAGUGCAAGCCAGACUGCCGUAAGGCGGCUGCAUGCCACCGCCCAGCACCUCAGGCCGGCCGCCGCUGCCGCCGCGCAGGCGUAUCCCACGAGCCACGAGCGCAUCGAGUCGCCGCCCGACACGCAGAACUUCCUGGACAACCAGUUUGUGGCCUCGAAGGCUACGCAAUGGAUAGAGCUCCACGACCCGGCGACGAACAACCUGGUGACGCGCGUGCCGCAGAGCACCGAUGCGGAGCUCGGAGCCGCGGUGGACAGCGCCGAGAAGGCGUUCAAGACGUGGAGGUUCACAAGCCUGCUCCACAGGCAGCAGAUAAUGUUUAAAUACGUGCAGCUCAUCCGCGAGAACUGGGAUCGGCUGGCGGCCAGCAUCACGCUGGAGCAGGGCAAGACCUUUGGCGAUGCGAGGGGCGAUGUGCUGCGUGGUUUGCAGGUUGCGGAGACGGCCUGCGGUAUCACGACCCAGAUGACCGGCGAGGUGCUGGAGGUGGCUAAGGAUAUGGAGACUCGAAGCUACAGGGAGCCAUUGGGCGUCGUGGCUGCCAUUUGCCCGUUCAACUUCCCGGCCAUGAUUCCCCUCUGGUGCAUCCCCAUUGCUACCGUCACUGGCAACACGAUCGUCAUCAAGCCCUCCGAGCGUGACCCGGGAGCCUGCAUGAUUCUGGCCGAGCUCGCUGCGGAGGCCGGAUUCCCUCCUGGCGUCGUCAACAUCGUCCACGGUUCCGCAAAGACUGUGGACUUUAUCCUCGACGAGCCGCGCAUCAGGGCCAUAAGCUUUGUCGGAAGCAACAAGGCGGGAGAGUACAUCUACACCCGAGGCUCGGCCAAUGGCAAGCGUGUCCAGGCCAACCUGGGUGCGAAGAACCAUGCCGCCGUUCUGCCAGACUGCAACAAGAAUCACGCAUUGAACGCCAUUGCUGGUGCUGCUUUCGGUGCUGCCGGACAGCGAUGCAUGGCAUUGAGCACUCUUGUCAUGGUUGGCGAGACCAAGGAGUGGGUGGCGGAGAUUGCUGAGCGCGCGAAGGCGAUCAAGAUGGACGGCGGUUUCGAGGAGGGAGCUGAUCUUGGCCCGGUGAUCAGCCCUCAGUCGAAGAAGAGGAUCGAGGACCUUAUCGCCAGUGCCGAAGAGGAGGGUGCUACGAUCCUCCUCGACGGUCGCGGGCAGAAGCCGGAGAAGUACCCCAAUGGCAACUGGGUCGGCCCCACCAUCAUUGCCAACGUCAAGCCCCAUAUGAAGUGCUACAAGGAGGAGAUCUUUGGCCCCGUCCUCGUCUGCUUGAACGUCGAUACAAUUGAUGAGGCAAUUGAUAUGAUCAACGCCAACGAGUAUGGCAACGGCACUGCCAUCUUCACCCGCUCUGGGGCCACUGCCGGUCGCUUCCAGCGCGAGAUUGAGGCCGGCCAGGUCGGCAUCAACGUCCCCAUCCCUGUCCCACUUCCCAUGUUCUCGUUCACCGGUAACAAGAAGUCGAUUGCUGGCGGCGGCGCCAACACCUUCUACGGCAAGCCGGGGCUCAACUUCUACACGCAGCAGAAGACGGUGACGAGCCUGUGGCGGAGCGAGGACGCGGUUGCGAGCAAGGCGUCUGUGAACAUGCCGACGCACAGCUAG